AUGGUGGAGGUCACGGUGGAGGUUUAUGGAGGUGGAUUGGGUGGUGGACAUGGUGGUGGUCAUGGAGGAGGUUUUGGUGGUGGACACGGUAGUUUUUCUGGUGGUCAUGGAGGUAUUAGUGGUGGUUAUGGCGGCGGCCAUGGCCAUUCUGCUGGUGGUUCAGCUCUUCAAACUUUGGCUAUAAUUGAUGAUCAUCAUGGUGGAGGCAUUAGUGGAGGCUAUGGGGGUUCUUCUCAUGGUGGGGGAGGAUAUUCUAGUGGAGGACACGGAGGAGGAUUUGGUAACGGCGGACAUGGUGGUGGUGGACACGGUGCCGGUGGUUAUCCUGGCGGAAGUGUAGGUGUCGAAACCAUAGCAAUUACAAAUAAUCAUCUUGACAGUGGAAGUCACGGUGGUGGAUAUGGAGGUUAUAGCGGGGGUGGACAUAGCGCAGGAGGCCAUGGUGGUGGAAGUUACUCCGGUGGCAGUAGCUAUUCAAGUGGCGGCGGAUUCGGCCACAGUGGCGGUGGAGGAUAUUCAGGUGGAUUUGGUGGUUCGGGACAUGGAAGUGGAACUGAUAUAUCACAUAUUGUUGCAAUUGCAAGCGGCUCUAGUAAUGGACAUGGAGCCUCUGGACAUGGUGGUGGAAGCAGUUCUUAUGGCGGUGGAGGCAGUUCCUAUGGUGGUAGUUUUGGCGGAACUGGCGGUGGUGGUGGCGGAGAUUGGUCAUCAACAGGAUCAGGUGGAUGGCAAGGUAGUGCAAGCUCAAAUUCGGGUGUAUGGGCAAACCCACCAAGUAGUGGCGGCAGUAGUAGCAGCAAUAGUGGUUAUAGUUACCCAACACCACAUUAA
Messenger RNA from Condylostylus longicornis, 831 nucleotides. Its product is annotated as keratin, type I cytoskeletal 9-like. NCBI's taxonomy places the organism in Eukaryota, Metazoa, Arthropoda, Insecta, Diptera, Dolichopodidae. The record is from RefSeq and is a predicted model, not a curated record. The transcript is spliced from 3 exons. Bases 1 to 831 code for a protein of 276 amino acids.